This is a messenger RNA of Carassius auratus (goldfish), 6584 nucleotides long. Its product is annotated as microtubule-associated serine/threonine-protein kinase 3-like. The coding region runs from base 559 to 4620 and encodes 1353 amino acids. The record is from RefSeq and is a predicted model, not a curated record. Gene Ontology annotation, biological process: intracellular signal transduction; peptidyl-serine phosphorylation. The transcript has 26 exons. Gene Ontology annotation, molecular function: protein serine/threonine kinase activity; ATP binding; protein binding. NCBI's taxonomy places the organism in Eukaryota, Metazoa, Chordata, Actinopteri, Cypriniformes, Cyprinidae.
ACGUCAGAGGACUGUUUCUGAAAGUUUGGGACUUUUGGCAUUGUCCCUCAACACUAACAUAUUCCACGCGCUUACCUGUAUGGGACACUGUUUGCACGCUAGGUUACAGGAGGCGGGUUUAGUUUAGUAGUUGCCCGGCACAGUGACCCCCUCUUUCAGUCAGACUCUAUGACAACUUCCUGUACUCAGAGCACAACCGCCUUUCUUUUAUUGUUGCCCUAAACUUGUAAUCGUCACAGUUGGGUUUGCUGUACCUUUGAGCGCGAGAGCUGCAUCCGUUUGGAUGUGACAGGGCUUGAGUAUAACCAGACGAUGGCAUUUUCCAAACCUUUGUGGCAGUGUGUUAUUUGUGAGAAAAUAACGCAAUGAUGGCAUCACGCUGCUGUAACGUUACUUAAGGCGCUUUCUGUCUAUUCCCCGUACUGCUUGCAAUCGAGUCUGUCGACAUGGAGUUCGCCUGGGAAUUACAUUAAACUCCACUGAUGUUCCUCGUGCCAAUGCUGCGGUGGAUCAGGAUCUGUUAACUGCGGGGACAACGACGACGAGCACACCGACAUCAUGUCUGAUCGGAAUUACUGGACGGUGUGUCCGAGUUAUAAAAGUCAGUUCGUUUCAGGAGGUUUAGUCAAACGACCCAAGAGUAAUCGGAACAAGAGGAAGAGUUUGGCUCCCUCACCUACUCUAUCAAGACCGCUCUCACCCCUUCCUUUGCCAUCUGGCAGCAGUCCGCUGGACAGUCCCAGAAAUGUCUCCAGCAGUCCUUCGCUCAAUUUUCCGUUCAUACGGAGACCAGACACGCGAAGGUGGUCUGUAGCAUCGGUCUCCUCUGGAUAUGGAACCAAUCCACCCAGUUCUGCUGUUUCAUCUUCCUCCUCACAGGAGCUCCUGCACCAGCUGCCCUCCCAUCCCACCCCAGACGACCUCCAUCGCCUCUUCAAGCAUUUCAGGAGCUCAGAGAGUGUGGCAGAUGAGGAUGGACAGCCCUCACAUUUCCGUCCUCGCUCACGGAGUCUUAGCCCUGGGCGGACAUGUGGCUCUUUUGAUAACGAGAUCGUGAUGAUGAAUCACGUCUACAAAGAACGGUUCCCAAAGGCUACAGCUCAGAUGGAGGGGCGUUUGCUGGCAGUGAUUGCAGACUACUCCCCGGACAGCGCUCCUCCUCUUGCUGAUGGAGUGCUGGGCUUCAUUCAACACCAGCUGUUCGAGCUCGUCCGAGACUGCCUGGAGAAGUCCAGAAAGGGGCUCAUCACAUCUUGCUACUUUGUGGAACUUCAGGAAAAAUUAGAAAACUUCCUACAUGAGGCAUAUGAGCGCUCUGAGAGUGAGGAAGUGACUGUUAUUGCUAAACUCGUCAAGAAGAUUCUCAUCAUUAUUUCCAGACCAGCAAGACUACUGGAAUGUCUGGAGUUUGACCCUGAAGAGUUUUAUCAGCGUCUUGAAGUUGCAGAAGACCAUGCAAAAGUUGACCAGGGCAUCAAGACUGACAUCCCCCGAUACAUCAUCAGCCAACUGGGUCUCACUCGAGACCCCCUGGAGGACAUGGUGCAGCUUGAGCACAACAGCUCGGGCAGCUCAAGCAGAGAACUGGAUGACACUGCAGAGACUCGUCCUGGAAACACAACACCUCGAAGAAAACCUCUGGAAAGAGAUUUUGAGACUAUAAAGCUCAUCAGCAAUGGGGCUUAUGGGGCCGUGUACCUAGUAAGGCAUCGCGGGACGCGGCAGCGGUUUGCCAUGAAGAAGAUCAACCGGCAGAACUUGAUCCUGAGGAACCAGAUCCAGCAGGUGUUUGUGGAACGAGACAUCCUGACAUUUGCAGAGAACCCUUUUGUGGUCAGCAUGUUCUGUUCCUUUGAGACACGACGGCACCUCUGCAUGGUCAUGGAGUAUGUGGAGGGUGGAGACUGUGCAAAUUUGCUGAAGAAUAUGGGUCCCUUGCCGGUGGACAUGACCAGGAUGUACUUUGCAGAGACUGUACUGGCACUAGAGUAUCUUCAUAAUUAUGGCAUUGUGCACCGGGAUCUCAAACCUGAUAACUUGCUUAUUACAUCAAUGGGGCACAUUAAACUGACUGACUUCGGUUUGUCUAAAAUCGGUUUAAUGAAUAUGACCACAAACCUGUAUGAAGAACACAUGGAGAAAGACACGCGGGAGUUCACUGAUAAACAGGUCUGUGGUACUCCAGAGUACAUUGCACCAGAGGUGAUCCUGAGGCAAGGUUAUGGGAAGCCUGUGGAUUGGUGGGCCAUGGGCAUUAUCCUGUAUGAGUUCCUGGUGGGCUGUGUGCCUUUCUUUGGAGACACGCCAGAAGAGCUCUUCGGCCAGGUGGUCAGUGAUGAAAUUGAGUGGCCAGAGGGUGAUGAUGCAUUAACUCUUGAAUCUCAAGACCUCAUCACAAAACUGCUGAGACAGAGUCCCAAAGAGCGCUUGGGAGCUGGAGGGACAGCAGAGGUCAAGCAUCACAUCUUCUUCCAUGGCCUGGACUGGAGUGGACUGUUAAGGCAGAAAGCAGAGUUCAUUCCACAGCUUGAAACUGAAGAAGACACAAGCUUCUUUGACACACGUUCUGACCGUUACCACCACUCUGAGGAGGACGAUGAGACAAACGAUGAUGAAUCUUAUCAGGAGAUCAAGUUCUCUUCCUGCUCGCACCGCUUCAGCCAGGUGUACAGUAGCUCCGAGCAGCUGGCUUCUCCCUCCAACUUGAGCCUGUCCUCCUCGGAGCGCAGCUGCAGCGAGGAGAAGGAGGACCGGUGGGAUGGUCAUUCAAUGCUUUCUCCAGUAGAAACCCCCAAACAGCUUCCAUCUAGCAACAGGAAGCAGGAUUCCCACAGGGGCGGUCAGAGGCCGAGAGCAUCCUCCAGUUCAUCUCAGCCUGAGAGGGGCACUAGUCCUUUAAUUCUGAACAGCACUCAGAGCCUUGAGGCCAUGCCACGCUUUGCUUUUCCUGAGGAUGAGGGUCUGGUAUCAAAUCUCCGGCGAAUUCGUCUGCGCAGCAACUCCACUGGAACAAGACCUACUCAUCGCAGGGACCACAAGGGUUCGCACCGCCUCGGACUUCAUCAGGAGAGCCCAGAGAAGCCACGCUCACCAUUUACAUGCAAACUCCCAAAGUCUGCAUCCGUGUCUGGCCUUUCCCUCAUGGUCACAGCAGAUGACAUCCCUGGUGGGCUCCAGACAAGCCCCAUGUCUUCACACUCCCUCUCAUCCAACCCUUCAUCUCGGGACUCUUCCCCCAACCGAGAGCUCUCUCUCAGCGCAAGAAGUCUUCGUCCUCCUGUGGUCAUCCACAGCUCUGGGAGGAAGUAUGGCUUUGCGCUCCGUGCCAUUCGGGUCUACAUGGGUGAUACUGAUGUCUACACAGUGCACCACAUGGUCUGGAGCGUUGAAGACGGCAGUCCUGCGCACGAGGCCGGGCUGAGGGCUGGGGACCUCAUCACUCAUGUGAAUGGAGAGUGUAUCCAGGGUCUGGUGCACACGGAAGUAGUGGAGCUCCUGCUGAAGAGUGGCAGUAAAGUGACUCUGCAGACAACUCCUCUUGAGAAUACGUCCAUUAAAAUUGGGCCUGCGAGAAAGACCACCUCAAAGGGGAAGAUGGCACGACGUAGCAAAAAGAGCAAAAGGAAAGAGGGUCAAGACAGUAAACGGCGAAACCUUUUGAAGAAGCUGCCUAAACACAGUCCAGGGAUUCAAAACAGUCGCAGUUUCUCGGCGGGUUUUCAGCACUCUCCGAACGACAGCCUGUCGGAUUCUCCAACGCUGAGCCUAUCUCCUGGACCCAACACCCCGAGCAGAAGCCCAGUUCCAGACCUGUCAUGUGAUUCAAACUCUCCACAGAGUUCCUCACCCUGCUCAAGCUCUCCGAAUUCACCCAUUCCUCAAAGUCGACCAAGUUCUCUCCAUGUUUUGGGAUCCAAGAUUGGCCUCCGCUAUAGCAAAUCUGGCCGCUGCAAGUCCUCCAACAGUAUUCCCCCCUCUCCCCUCGCCUGCAAUCCCUCCUCACAGCCUCUGUCUCCACAGUGUUCUCCAUCUUCCCUCGCUGGAGUUCCUAAAAGCCUGCACUCGUUUCAUAAUAAGAUGAUGUCCCCGCCAACCAUCGUGAGACAGACCGUGUGUCCCCGAAGUGCAGAAUCACCCCGUUCGCCACUGCUUAACAGGGUUCAGUCAUCUGAGUGGCCGUCCGGUGCCCAACAUGGAGACAAAAAGGAUUUCUCCACUCGAAGACACACUGUGGAAGGUCCCCAGAGUGAAGCUGAGGGACUCGAGUUACAAACUAGUGACAUUGCCUCAGGUUUUGUGUGUGUCGGUGAUCAUGCUAGACAAGGGUUGUACCUGGCUGGCCAGCGAGUGAGGGACUCCGGCGGUGCGGUGAUGAGGAAGCUAAACUUGUCUGAGAGAAGAGAUUCAUUUAAAAAGCAGGAAGCUGUUCAGGAGGGCAGCUUUGAUGCCUCCAAUGACAAGGAGGCCACAACAUCUACACCAGUGCCAUCUCAUCCACGUUUCAGAGCGGUUUGGAGCAGUACAACACCGGUGGAGGGAAGCUCCCAAACUUCAGCGAGGAAGACCGAUGAGCUUGGAUCUAAGCGAAAAGAACAGAAGAAACCAGAGGAUAAGUGUUAGCCUUAGAUAAGACCAGAAAACUGUGAGACUCCGAUGUACGGGUGCUUCCAUUAUCAUUUAAAUCAAAAUCAGAGAAAGGAGGGGUGUAGAAAAGUCUUUGUUUAGUGUCAUUUAUUUUUGAGUUAGAAGUCAUUUACCUGCCAAACUGUCUUUCAAUGGGAUCAAAAUUCUGCCCUUUUUUUCAGCCUCAUGUCGUUGCAAACCUGUGUAACGUACUUUACUGUGGAACAUAAAAGAUGAUGUUUGGAAAAGUGUCUCUGUGUUGUUUUGGACCCCAUUGACUCACAGUUUAUGGACAAAGUUGUCUUAAAGGGAUACUCUACCCCAAAAUAUAUAGUUUUUUGUCAUUAAUCACUUACUUAUUGAAGAUAUUUUGGAUAAAAAUUGGGAGGCUUGUGACUGUCCCAUAGACUGCAGGGUAAAUUUCAUUGUCAAGGUCCAAAAAAGUAUGAAAGACAUCAUCAGAAUAGUCCAUCUGCCAUCAAUUGUUCAACUGUAACGUUAUGAAGUGGCGAAAAUAUUGCGUAUUGCUCAGAUUCUUCAAAAUGAGGAGACACGGAGGAGACAAUUAUUCAAUUGUUGAAUAAAGUCGUUAUUUUUGUUUUAUUCGCAUACAAAAAGUAUUCUCAUCACUUCAUAAUGACCUUGACAGUGUAACUUACUUUGCAGUCUAUGGGACAGUCUCAAGCUUCACAGUUUUCAUCCAAAAUAUCUUAAAUUGUGUUCCGAAGAUGAACAAACCUUUAUGGAUUUGGAACAACAUGGGGGAAAGUGAUUAAAGACAAAAUGUUAAUUUUGGGGUGGCGUUUCCCUUCAAGAUAUCGUUGGCAUUUCUGUUCCACCAAAGAAAUUCAUACAGGUUUGAAACGAGUCGAUGUAAGUUUGAGUAAAUGAUGACAAUUUUCAUUUUUGGGUUGACUAUCCCUUUAAGAAUUUGAUUUACAUGGUAGCACAAUGAACUUUUAUAGAUUUUGAAAGAAAUAUUUAUUACAUUUGUUUUAUAUGUGACGGGAAUAGAAAGGUCAUACAGUAGGAUCGCUUUUUGACAAUUUGCACAUAUAUGGUCCUGCUGAGGUUCAAUUGCUGUUGGUUUUUCAGUCUCAAAUCACAAAUAUCAGUAAUAUUGUCAUAUGAAGUCAUAUAAUGUCUGAGUGGUCAACAAAAUGUAGUUAUUAUAUUUUGACUAAUAUUCAUUUUGCAAGAAAAAAAAUCUUGCGUUCUGUCCAGUCAUACACAAUAAUAUUCCAGCACCUAAAUAAUGACUUGCAAGAAGCCAUUCAGCCAAUGUUGACAUUGUAGUGUGUCAUGUUUACCAGAGCAUACUUGUUCUCAUUACUUAGAACAAAAUGGAUUAUGAUUACUAAUUCGGUGAAAACCUUUUACUUCUAAUAUUUUGGAUUUGGUAUAUGUACUGGCAGUGUUGUACAGCUGAAAUCAUUUGACAUAUGUAAUCUUUAACAAUUGGUGUUUUGUAUCUGCACUAUAGCCUUCUGAAGUGUUGACGUGCUUGUUUGGUUACACAGAAAUGAUUCAGUUACGAGUAACAUGAGCUUUCUACGUCAUGGUUUGCUGAAACUGGAUUGCUUCCUCAUUCAUUAAUCAAAACUAAAGCGAUAGAAGACAAAGUUUAGAUACUUGCACUCCCAGUCUGACUUGUCUUUCUCUUCUUCUGUACUCCAUAUUAGUGUUUCACUAUAUCCUUUAGUUCACAUACUAACUUCAUUUACUUUUGUGUGGUACUGUAAUUUUUUUAUUGAAUUUGUGUAGUUGAUCUAGUUCUUUACACAGGAUUCGGAAAGAUCCUAGACUCUUGACUUAAUCCACUCAUGCUCAACUGUAUUUGUAAAGUCUGGAUUUAACCAUGAUAAAAUGUGUACAUUAUUUGCUGAUAAUUAUAUUUCGGUGGUUUUAACGACCUCCAUGAUCACAAUACACUACCAUUUUAAAUAAAACUGGGGUCUGUA